GGCGAGGUGGCGGCUCGGCUGUGCACCCAGAACAGCCAUCGUUACCUGAGAGUCGGCGGAAUCGGGCUGCUGUGGUCAGCGGUGUCUGGGCCUAAGAUGGCGGCGGUAGCAAUGGUGGAGGUAUGGACAGGAGAUCGAGCAGCCGGGCUGUUCUCUUCCCAUCCAACGGAUGUGUCGUCAUCACGCACACCACUCAGCGUGCGCACGUCGGAGGACAACGUCAUCCCGCAAGGCGAGUACGUGAAGUCAUCGCACAGGACAGCAUGGACGUCACAGGCCUUGCCUUCCACUGUGGUUUCACCGGUGAUUGAGCUGGCGGUUGGAAGAAGGACGUCCAGCAGAGGAUUGCGGUCGGGCCAGGAGGCCAGCCGCGCGUCCCCCCUUACCUCUCCAGGGUCCUGUUCCGGUUCGGAGGAGGAAGAAGCCCAGCAUCCUCAGGCAGUGAGCAUUGCGCCAGCACUUGAGAUGCGCUAG
Molecule: messenger RNA, 474 nt
Organism: Pelobates cultripes (western spadefoot toad)
Lineage: Eukaryota; Metazoa; Chordata; Amphibia; Anura; Pelobatidae
Source: the annotation of a GenBank genome assembly